AUGGCUACCUCAUCCUCAUCGAGCAAUACUACUGAGUUCAUAACCAUUAUCGAACACAUAAGUCCGAUACUAGCCACCGCAGUGGCUGAGAGACUAUUGCCUAAUCUCAGAGAAGAGAUGGCGUGCAUGAUACCUGGAAUCGUGUCUCAAACACUUUUUCAACGAGGGGUUGUUGAUAAGCAUAAGAACGACAGCAAAGGCAACAAAACAACCGGAGCAUACUUGCAGGCCACUACCGAUACUAGAAUGCCACCAUCACAGCAAUAUCUGCAGGAACCGUUACCUCGCCCUCUACCACAACCUCCCCUGGAAUUACAGCACCAGAGUCAAGCGAUUGCCAUCACAGCAACUCCAGAUAGGCGAGUUUCGGACGAGGAGAUGUUUAAGAGGUUUCGCGAGUAUAAAAUACGUGAAGGCAGAGCACAGACCGGAGAGGUAAUGAAUGCGGGUGUAGCGAUUACUGUUACAUUGAAACCAGACGGUUCGCACUUUGGGGUACAGGAUGAAGCGGCUGUCGACUGGAGCGGCAAGGAUUCAGACAUAUCUGGGAUGAGUUUAAGUGGUCAUAGAGUAGACAAGAACAAUGAUGAGAGCGGACGGAUUAGAAAGAAGGAAGGAUAG
Alternaria burnsii is the source of this 621-nucleotide messenger RNA. RefSeq lists its product as uncharacterized. The transcript has a single exon. The record is from RefSeq and is a predicted model, not a curated record. The coding region runs from base 1 to 621 and encodes 206 amino acids. Lineage: Eukaryota; Fungi; Ascomycota; Dothideomycetes; Pleosporales; Pleosporaceae.